This is a messenger RNA of Triplophysa rosa, 989 nucleotides long. It is a transcript of the gene hdhd2, whose product is annotated as haloacid dehalogenase-like hydrolase domain containing 2. Bases 82 to 870 code for a protein of 262 amino acids. The transcript is spliced from 7 exons. Gene Ontology annotation, molecular function: phosphatase activity. Gene Ontology annotation, biological process: dephosphorylation. The record is from RefSeq and is a predicted model, not a curated record. Lineage: Eukaryota; Metazoa; Chordata; Actinopteri; Cypriniformes; Nemacheilidae.
GCAUUUUCGACAGGCAUUGUUGGGACAUCAAAAUGCAAGACAGAUCCACCGAAAGACCCCAGCAGGAAAGUUUAUGAAGUGAUGGCGACUCGCCGCAGACUAAAGGCAGUUCUCAUUGACCUGAGCGGUACUCUGCACAUUGAGGAUGCUGCAGUUCCCGGGGCGCAGGAGGCUUUAGCCCGAUUAAGACAGGCUCCAGUCACUGUGAAAUUUGUAACCAACACCACAAAGGAAUGCAAGAGGACCCUUUUUGAGCGACUGCGCCAGUUGAACUUUGACCUCCAAGAGCAGGAGAUUUUUACAUCACUCACUGCAGCCCGUAAUCUGCUGGAGCAGAGAGCAGUGCGUCCCCUACUGCUGGUGGAAGAUAGUGCUUUAGAGGAUUUCACAGGUUUGGAAACGUCGGAUCCUAAUGCAGUCGUGAUAGGUUUAGCACCUAACCACUUCAACUACCAGACACUCAACAAAGCUUUCCAGUUAAUUUUAGAUGGUGCUCCUCUCAUUGCGAUCCAUAAAGCACGGUACUACAAAAGGAAAGACGGGUUGGCUUUAGGGCCGGGCCCAUUUGUGACGGGUCUUGAGUAUGCCACUGACACCAGGGCUACAGUGGUGGGUAAACCAAAGAAAGCUUUUUUCCUGGAGGCUUUACGAGAUCUGAACUGCUCACCAGAUGAGGCUGUGAUGAUAGGAGACGAUGCCAGAGAUGAUGUUGGUGGGGCACAGAACACAGGGAUGCUGGGAAUUUUAGUGAAAACUGGUAAAUAUAGACAUGGUGAUGAAGAUAAAAUUAAACCUCCACCUCACCUGACUUGUGACACCUUUCCAGACGCUGUCAAUCAUAUACUGGAGCAUCUCGUAGAAUCAAAAUAAUCUAAAAAUGUCAUUAAAGUGCUGUAUAGUUGAAUCAUUGUUUGACUGUCAGUUGUCUACAUUACAGUUGGCUGAUAAUCGUCAUCUGAAAAUAAGUAAAUACAUAAUAAAGUUGCUAC